AUGGCUACCGUACCUGUUAACCCAAAGCCCUUCUUGAACAACUUGACUGGAAAGACUGUCAUUGUCAAACUCAAGUGGGGAAUGGAAUAUAAAGGUUUUCUUGCCUCUGUGGAUUCAUACAUGAACCUGCAGCUGGGAAACACUGAAGAGUAUAUUGAUGGACAGUUCACGGGAAAUUUGGGAGAGAUAUUGAUCAGAACUUUAACACUCUUGUUUUGGUUGCAUGGAAAGAUUAAUAUGAUGGAAAUGAAAGAGGAAGAAGCGAGAAGUUUGCAAAUUGAAGUGAUUCUUUUAUGCCAAAUGCAUAGUGGUAGUGUUGCGUUUGAUGGUGCUACACUGGUUAGUGUGCUUUCUUCAUUGAUUGGGCAAAAUGGUGGUGGUGAUGUUGAUGGGGGUGGGUUUAUGUCAAACAUUGAAGUUGUGAUUGCAUUGGUGAAAGCAUAUUCUGAUCUUGAAGGGGAAGUUGUCGAGAUGAUGCUUGUUGACUGGCAGCAUUGUAACUACUUUUUGCUGAACUGGUCUUGUGAUGGAGAGGCAUGCCUUGGCAAUUUAGUCUCCAAUCAGUAUGUUUGCAUGGUUGAUAGUCUCGGCGAAGCUGAGCAUCUUCGGAGGAAGUAUGGUGAGACUCAGUUGAUGAAGUUAGCAGCGACUGAUCUUAGAGGUGAUUGA
Molecule: messenger RNA, 669 nt
Organism: Dovyalis caffra
Lineage: Eukaryota; Viridiplantae; Streptophyta; Magnoliopsida; Malpighiales; Salicaceae
Source: the annotation of a GenBank genome assembly